AUGACGGAACAACCGGUAUCAGUCCUCUUUGUCUGCCUCGGCAACAUUUGCCGCUCGACAAUGGCAGAAGGCGUGUUUCGCAACUUUGCGCAAAAGCCUCAGUACAAGGGCCUCAUCUCAAAGGUGGAUUCUUGCGGCACAGCGGCCUACCAUGUCGGCGAUCCUCCAGAUGACAGAACUAUGGCGACGCUCGAAGACCACGGCAUAACGGAUUACUACCACGCUGGUCGCAAGGUGUCGCCCUCAGACUUUAACAAGUUCGACUACGUCUUCGCUAUGGACCGAUCCAACCUACGAGACCUCCAAAACCUACAACAACGAGGCCACACCGAUUCAAAGGCCAAGGUGAUGUUAUUUGGCGAGUUUUCAGGAGGACCGAGGUCGGAGGUGGUCAACGAUCCUUACUACGGUGGCGACGAGGGCUUCGCAAAGGCUUAUGAGCAGUGCACGCGGUUCUCGACCAACUUUUUAAAGCACGUCUUCCCCAAUGUCGACCCUAAAGCAUAG
Messenger RNA from Colletotrichum lupini, 507 nucleotides. RefSeq names its product phosphotyrosine protein phosphatase. NCBI's taxonomy places the organism in Eukaryota, Fungi, Ascomycota, Sordariomycetes, Glomerellales, Glomerellaceae. Gene Ontology annotation, cellular component: cytoplasm. Bases 1 to 507 code for a protein of 168 amino acids. The record is from RefSeq and is a predicted model, not a curated record. Gene Ontology annotation, biological process: protein dephosphorylation. The transcript is spliced from 3 exons. Gene Ontology annotation, molecular function: non-membrane spanning protein tyrosine phosphatase activity; acid phosphatase activity.